This is a messenger RNA of Sphenostylis stenocarpa, 390 nucleotides long. NCBI's taxonomy places the organism in Eukaryota, Viridiplantae, Streptophyta, Magnoliopsida, Fabales, Fabaceae. The record is from the annotation of a GenBank genome assembly.
AUGGACCACACAUUUCGCUCUAUAAGAAGCCCUUUGGAGCACCAUUUGUAUACUGCUUCAAGGAGGUUCAAAGAUGAGCAAAGAUUCCAUGAGAGCUUCAAAGAAGAAGGUUUCAUGCAGAAGGCUUGGAGGGUACCUCAAAGAGCAAAAAGGAAGACUGUACAUAAUCAGAAGAUGUGUAGUCAUGCUUCUCUGCUGGCACGACUAGCUACAAUCAUUCUCAUCAUCAACAAGUAUCAUUGUUUAACGUUUUUCUUUGCUCAUAUCAUGGAUCAGCUCACUAGAGUCCUCCAAGCCAUGUACUUCCCAUAUAACGCGUUUAAUCUACUAGUGGUGUGUGGUGAGUAUUAUGGGAAUAUGCUUUAUAUAGACCACAUUGGGCUGAAGUAG